This is a messenger RNA of Benincasa hispida (wax gourd), 2079 nucleotides long. RefSeq names its product cytochrome P450, family 78, subfamily A, polypeptide 5 (gene CYP78A5). Lineage: Eukaryota; Viridiplantae; Streptophyta; Magnoliopsida; Cucurbitales; Cucurbitaceae. Gene Ontology annotation, molecular function: monooxygenase activity; heme binding; oxidoreductase activity, acting on paired donors, with incorporation or reduction of molecular oxygen. The record is from RefSeq and is a predicted model, not a curated record.
CUCUUUUCCUCCCGUCUCUUCCUCUUCAUUCAACUCUUUCCUCCUCUCUCUUUGGCGCCAAACCCACCAUGUCUUCUUCACAAACCUUCAAUACUCUGUUUCUCCAUUUCCCCAUUUCCAUUUCUCAAAGCUUCGAAGCUCUGUUUUUAACCCUUCUUCUCCUCUCCAUUUUCACCUUCUUCCUCCAUCCCGGUGGCUUCGCUUGGGCCAUUUCCAAGUUCAAAACCACCGCUUCCACCGCCAUCCCUGGCCCUUCCGGCCUCCCAUUCAUCGGACUUUUCCAUGUCUUCACUUUUUCAACUCCUCACAGAGCCCUUUCUGCCCUUGCUAAUCGAUUUAAAGCAUACCCAUUAAUGGCUUUCUCUGUUGGGUUAACUAGAUUUGUGAUUUCUAGUAAUCCUGAUGUUGCGAAAGAGAUUCUUAAUAGCCCUUCUUUUGCUGAUAGACCUGUGAAAGAGUCUGCUUAUGAGCUGCUUUUCCACAGAGCAAUGGGGUUUGCUCCUUAUGGUGAGUAUUGGAGGAACUUGAGAAGGAUUUCAGCUACCUUUAUGUUUAGUCCUAAGAGAAUAGCUGGGUUUGAAGGGUUUAGGAAGGAAGUUGGGAUUAAGAUGGUGAGAGAAAUUGAGAAAUCUAUGGUUUUAAAAGGGGAUGUGAGGGUUAAAGAGAUUCUUCAUUUUGGGUCUUUGAAUAAUGUUAUGAUGACUGUUUUUGGGAAAUGUUAUGAGUUUUGUAAUGGGGAGAGAGAUGGGGUUGAGCUUGAGGAGUUGGUUAAAGAAGGGUAUGAUUUGCUUGGGAUCUUCAAUUGGAGUGACCAUUUUCCCUUGUUGGGUCUCUUGGAUUUACAAGGUGUGAGGAAAAGAGGUAGAUGUUUGGCUUCUAAGGUUAAUAUUUUUGUGGGAAAAAUCAUUGAAGAACAUAGAAUGAAGAGGGAAAUCAAGGGAUAUCAUCAACAAGAACAAGAACAAGAACAUAAUAAAGAUUUUGUUGAUGUUCUGCUUGAUUUGGAGAAGGAUGAUAAGCUUUCAGAUUCUGACAUGAUUGCUGUUCUCUGGGAAAUGAUAUUUAGAGGAACUGACACAGUAGCCAUACUUCUAGAAUGGAUUUUAGCAAGAAUGGUAAUACACCAAGAUAUCCAAACCAAAGCCCAAAAUGAAAUUGAUUCAGUAAUAGGCAAGAAAUGGAGAGCCAUUUCAGAUGCUGAUAUCCAAAAACUUCCAUUUCUUCAAGCCAUUGUGAAGGAAUGUUUAAGAAUGCAUCCUCCAGGGCCACUUCUGUCAUGGGCAAGGCUAGCGGUGGCGGACGUGCACGUCGAUGGGAGAGUGAUACCGGCAGGGACGACGGCGAUGGUGAACAUGUGGGCAAUAACUCAUAAUGAGAAGGUAUGGAAAGAUGCAGAGAAAUUUGAUCCAAAUAGAUUCAUGGAAGAGGAAAUUAGUGUUAUGGGAAGUGAUUUGAGAUUGGCUCCAUUUGGGGCAGGAAGAAGAGUUUGUCCUGGAAAAGCAAUGGGAUUGGCUACUGUCCAUCUCUGGUUGGCUCAGUUGCUUCAAGCUUACAAAUGGAUGCCUUGUUCUGAUGAAUCCAUUAAUAAUGGUGUUGACUUGUCAGAGUGCCUUAAACUCUCCAUGGAGAUGAAAACUCCAUUGGUUUGCAGAGCUGUUCCUAGGGCUGGUUGGGGAGAGGACUGAAACAACAGCAAGAGGAUAAGGAUGGGAGGAUGGGGUGGAUUUAGUUAAGGGGUCUUUUUCUUUUUGAGCUCACAAAAAUGAGCUUUUUUUUUUCUUUUUUUUUUUUUUUGGUGGUUGUUUUGUUUGGUGGGGAAGGUGAAGGAUAGAAGUUUCUUUUGUGUUUGUUUUUGUUGAGAGAGCUGCAAUGAUAUUGUGUCUUUUUCUCUCUGUGGUUAGGGUUUUUAGGGUCAGUUGUUUCAGAAACCAAGUGGUUGAUGAUGCUAAUGGAAUCUUAUGCUUGUGUUUAAAAAAAAAAUGAAAAAACAACAAAGAAAACCCUCUUUAUCCUCUCUUUCUGUCUGUGGAACAACUUAUCUUCAUUAUUAUGUUUCAAUGGUGUGAUUAAGUUGUCUUA